UAUGCUCCUGACCUGUGCUCUGGUCUGUGAGUGACCACAGGCACUCUUUUCCAUGCUGGAACCGUGAGGAGGGUUCCCACUCCAUUGCAGCCACAAGUUCUGAUGUGCUAGUGCUCCUCCUUGCCCUGGCACUGCCACCCAGGACUGUGGCCCAGAUCUGAGCAUGGACAGAGCAACAGAGUCCUGCCUCAGUGCCAGCAGAGACCCCUGUAAUCUCCUUUUGAGUUAUUUGACCUCCUGUCUGUGGAGUGAGAGCUCAGGAAGCAGCUACUGCCACUGCUGAUUCAGCGGCUCCCAAGAUCUGCUCCUGGAUUGCUGGGGUUGGGCCAGCGCUGGUGUGGCCUGUGCCGAACUGUGUUCCACUCUCACCCAGAUACUCAAGACAUGUCCAUAGAGCAGCCCUCAAGCUUUGUGACAGCCACUAUUGGAGGUUCAGCAGUACUGCGAUGCAGAUCAAAGAUUGACCUUCCUGCUGGGCCAGUGAGGUGGUAUAAGGGGACCGGACCUAACAGGGUUCUCAUCUACAGUGACAAAGAGCGGUGCCCCCGGGUCCAAAAGGUGGAGAACACAAAUCGUGUCUUUGACAUCCGCAUAAGCAACAUCACCAGCCAGGAUGAAGGAGUCUACUACUGUAUCAAGUUCAAGAAGAACCCUGAAAAUGAAACCAGCUCUGGGGGUGGCACCCACCUUAUUUUGCAAAGCCAAAUUUCGUCGGGCGUCCUCAUAGCUGCCACGGCGGGAUCCGUGUCCCUCAUCCUCGUCCUCUUAGCCCUCUGCUACUACUUCAAGAGGCAGAAAGGUCCAAGCCGAUGUUUGGCCAGGCCAGAAGCUUCAAAGAAGAACCAGUCACAGAGAGAGCUAACCAGGAACAAUGAGAUUGUAUAUGCUGAUCUCCAACCCAUUGGGAAAAAUCCUCAGUCCAUGAGACCAGCAGAGGAGAAGGGUCUCCAUUCUGAAUAUGCCACUAUUCAUGUCCAGUAAUUGGGACCCCGCAGAAGUAGCUCCACUGAGAAGGGAAGGACCACUUUCCAGGGAAUUCUGAGGAUUCUGCAGCUCCAGUCAGGAAGAGGAAAGUUGAAGAUUCUUUCAGGGACCUGAAAAUAGAGCCAUGGGGAUCAACGAGCAGUAGAACCUGUGUAGGAGGCCCAGGGCUGCCAGUUACUAGGAUAUGUAGUAUUAGGCAAAUCCCUUCCCUUCUCUGGUCCUGAUUUCUUCAUCUGUAAAAUGGGGAUAGCAUCCUCUCAACUUCUUGCCUCACAAAGCUCAAAUGAGAUAACAGAAGUAAAGCCCUUUGUAACUAUAAAACCCUAUAUCAAUAUUGUCUCUCCCUUCUGGAAAAAAAAAUGUAUUAAUACUGACCUGGGAGCAGUUCCUCAUCUUCCAGCAGGCUUUGAAUCUAUGCACCCCUAAUUCUUUUGGGGUGCCAGGUCUCCUUAGAUCUUUUGGCCUGGUCUAGAAUACUAAUCCAUACAUAAGGAUCCCUGCUGGCUGCAUAUUGAUUUAGUUUUAAAAUGUAAUGUUAUCUUUGUUUUAUUGUAUUUUUUAUUUACUUUGUCAAAUAUUUCACAAUCACAUUUUUCAUCUGGUUCAGGCCACACUCAGGAGGUGACAUCUCUGGCCUGAGACCCUAAAACGACACAAAAAAACUCUCUAGAGCUUACUCUAGGAAGAGAAAUACUUGAUGGAGAUCAUCAGAAUAGAGACAAUAGGGGAAUUCUUAGCUCAAUAAUAAAUUGGCCAGUCUAGCACCAGGGUGAACUAUUGAGCACAAGUGAUACAUGCAUGGGCCAACAGGGGAAUCCCUGGACAACAUACAGAACUAUCAAUAACAAAUUCUACAUGGUAACAAUUGAGUACUUAACAACAAUCCUAAAUAUAUAAAAUACACCAGAGACAGCCUUGUAUAGUGGAUAGAGAGCUGGCUUCGGAGUUGGAAACACCUGGGUUUAGGUCCCAUCUCUACCACAUACUGGAUGUGUGUCCCUGGGCAAUUCACCAAACCUCAGAGUGCCUAUGGGCAUUUCUCUAAAACGAUUAUCAGCUUCAUUGAUCAUUAUUAUUUUCAUCUGCUUUGUUCAAGGGAGUUCCUCACAGGAACAAAAUCAUAUGGCUUGGUUAAAAAAAGUAAAUAAAGCACACAAGGAAUCCUA
Molecule: messenger RNA, 2150 nt
Organism: Vombatus ursinus (common wombat)
Lineage: Eukaryota; Metazoa; Chordata; Mammalia; Diprotodontia; Vombatidae
Product: tyrosine-protein phosphatase non-receptor type substrate 1-like
Exons: 6
Coding region: 385-981 (198 amino acids)
Cellular component (GO): plasma membrane
Source: RefSeq, a predicted model, not a curated record